This is a messenger RNA of Tigriopus californicus, 1299 nucleotides long. RefSeq lists its product as uncharacterized. The transcript is spliced from 4 exons. Lineage: Eukaryota; Metazoa; Arthropoda; Copepoda; Harpacticoida; Harpacticidae. Bases 215 to 1219 code for a protein of 334 amino acids. The record is from RefSeq and is a predicted model, not a curated record.
CAACAAUUCCAUCUGCAAAAUCUUGUCAGAACAUUGCCCAAACCUAAGGCAACUUCACGCUUCCGGCCCUAACGGCAUCACCGAUCUUGGCCUAAGAUACAUUAUUGGUCAGAUUCCAUCCACUCGAGAUGACUCAGACAGCCUUGGUCCAAGUAAGAAGAACCCAAGUAAGAUAUCUGGAUGCUUCAAGCUCCAGGUCUUGAGCCUCAAGGACAUGGAGAACAUAUUCCUCCGCUGUCUUGUCGUAUUGAUCCUUCAUUUUCCCGACUUGAAAGUAUUGGAUCAUGACAAGGUUCACGAAGCUCUUCUACUCAUGGAGAGGACAGAAAUGAUGCCAGAUUUGGGUCCGCUCCAACUCACUUCCUACCAUGGUCGAACUGCCGAAGGUUGUGCCACGAAUGAGUUGGAAAUAGUUCAGAAGCUCUGUCCCAAUCUCGAGUUAGUACACCUCUGCACCACUUUCGAGGACACUUUCAUACCCUUAGCCCGCCUCAGAAAGGUCCAAUCUUUGAUUUUGGACCGUGUGGCGUCCCUGGAAAACUUUGACAUUCCUCUCAUGGCAUUUGGAACCAAGCUCGUGAAACUGGAACUCAAAGCGUGCAAUAACUUCCAUUCAGGGACCGCCUUACACAUUCGCAAGUUCUGCCCUAAUCUGAAGUACUUGUCCCUUGAAAUCGACACCACGGCCCCUAAUUCCCAAGCCAAUCCUGACAACCUGGCACUUGGCGAUGGUGGCAAUAAUAAUGGAGGCCAACAGAAUAUCUGGGCACUCCAAAAUCAAGUGGAUGACCUUCAGACGAAGCUAAACAAACUCCAGGUGACAAUGUUGAGCGUCAUGGACAAAUACGGGCCUAUGGCCGACCUCGAGGUGUUCCAAGUUCGCAAUCUAAGCAUGGGCAGCAUUCUCAUCUUGCUGCCCUUCAUGCCCAAUGUGCGAGUUCUGGCCUUUAAGUACACUCAGCAAGCCGAGGACAGCGCCUCCAACAUCACAGACGACCUUUUCCGGAAGAUCUUCAAGAAAAACGAAUUCAAGGUCCUGGAAGAGGUGUCCUUGUGGAGUGGAACCGUUGGCGCCACAACAGCGGAUUGGUUCAUAAAUAAUGCGCCCAAAUUGCGCAAAAUUCACGGAUUAACCCGAUGGGAUGUAUCCGAUGAGGAACGUAUGAGGAUUUGGCGUGAUGGGCGUAAUCGCGAGCCUGAGAUCGAAAUUGAAUUGUAAUCACUGGAAAAUACGCUCGGACAAAUAAAUAUCGAGGUUUCCCUUCAAGAAUGGCGCCGCUUCCGCGCCCUUUUCUCUGA